UCAGCAUAAAAGUCCCGCUGGAGUGUGCAGUGAAGUGGAAGGUGCUUAGACCAGGACCAUGGAGCCCAGUGUCUUGCUCCUCCUCGCUCUCCUUGUGGGCUUCUUACUGCUCCUGGUCAGGGGCCACCCAAAGGCUCGUGGUCACCUUCCACCAGGACCCCGUCCCCUGCCCCUCUUGGGGAACCUCCUUCAGAUGGACAGAGGAGGCCUCCUCAACUCUUUUAUUCAGCUUCAAGAAAAAUAUGGAGAUGUGUUCACAGUGCACCUGGGACCGAGGCCCGUGGUCAUGCUGUGUGGGACAGAGGCCAUAAGGGAGGCUCUGGUGGACCAAGCUGAGGCUUUCUCUGGCCGGGGGACAAUUGCUGUGCUUGAGCCAAUUGUACAAGGAUAUGGUUUGAUCUUUGUCAAUGGCGAACGCUGGAAGACCCUUCGGCGAUUCUUUCUGAUAACCAUGAGGGACUUAGGAAUGGGGAAGAGGAGUGUGGAGGAGCGGAUUCAGGAGGAGGCCCGAUGUGUGGUGGAGGAGCUGCGGAAAUCCCAGGGAGUGCCCCUGGACCCCACAUUCAUUUUCCAGUGCAUCACAGCCAACAUCAUCUGCUUCAUUGUCUUUGGAGAGCGAUUUGACUACAAAGACCCCCAGUUCCUGCGCCUGCUGGACCUGGUCUAUCAGACCAUCUUGCUCAUCAGCUCAUUCUCAGGCCAGGCAUUUGAGCUCUAUUCAGGUUUCCUGAAGUUCUUUCCUGGUACACACAGAAAAAUCUACAAAAACUUGCAGGAAAUCCUUCACUACAUUGGCCACAGCGUGGAGAAGCACCGGACAACCUUGGACCCAAACAAUCCAAGAGACUUCAUCGAUACCUACCUUAUACGCAUGGAGAAGGAGAAGUCCAACCAACACACGGAGUUCCAUCACCAGAACCUCAUGAUCUCCGUGCUGUCUCUCUUCUUUGCUGGCACUGAGACCAGCAGCACCACGCUCCGCUUUGGCUUCCUGCUUCUGCUCAAAUACCCCCAUGUUGCAGAGAAAGUCCAAAAGGAGAUUGAUGAGGUGAUCGGCUCACACCGCCCACCAACCCUUGAUGACCGCGCCAAAAUGCCUUACACUGAGGCUGUCAUUCGCGAGAUCCAGAGAUUUGCAGAUGUUCUCCCAGUUGGAGUGCCCCACAAAGUCACCAAAGACACUUUGUUCCGAGGGUACCUACUCCCAAAGAACACUGAAGUGUACCCCAUCCUGAGUGCAGCUCUCCGUGACCCACAGUACUUUGAACAACCAGAUGCCUUCAAUCCUGACCAAUUUCUGGAUGCCAGUGGGGCUCUGAAGAAAAUUGAAGCUUUUAUGCCCUUCUCUAUAGGAAAGCGCAUUUGUCUUGGCGAAGGCAUUGCCCGCAACGAAUUGUUCCUUUUCUUCACCACCAUCCUCCAGAACUUCUCUGUGUCCAGUCCCGUGGCUCCGAAGGACAUCGACCUCAGGCCCAAGGAGAGUGGCUUUAACAAUGUGGCUCCAACAUACCAGAUCCAGUUCUUGGCCCGCUGACUGGGCUGAGGUGUCCCCAGUCUUGUUAAGAAUGGCCCCUUCUUUCUUCCUCUGUGAGACCUGCUGCCAACCAGGCUGUAGGUCACUACUCAUAUCCUUCAACCUUACUGCAGCUUUUACAAAGCUCUGAGGUGUGUUCUUCUUCCCUGAGAAUGGCACUGGAGAAAUAAAUCACUGUGUGAACUGAGAGACUUCUGGAGGCCACAUCUCAUGCUGAGUCAGUUCCCUAUUGUGCCCAGCAACCACAAUUUCCAUGUAGAGACUUCUGUUGCUCUAAUGAAUGUCGGAGGUCAUGUAAGAGGAGGAGCAGAUAGAAAUUGAAGUUCAAGGUGUCAGAUCACCAGGAGGAAAUAUCCAUGAUGGGUUAGUCUUGCUUUAUGAGAACACAGACUCUGCAAUAUUGUUUGAUUCCACUUUGCUUUUACGUGUUUACUGCUACCAUCUUUCCCAGGUUUCUGGUUUUCCCUGGUGUGAGUAGAUGUGGGGAGAAGCCCCUGCCUGUACAAUACUGUGUUUCUCUCAGAAAACAAUCUGAUCUACUGGGCAAUUUUAUCUGUGGAUUAUCAAGAAGAUGAUUCCUCCCUAAUUGUGCUGUCUAAUUGUUAUAAUGUUAGCUUAUACAGAAUUUUGGUAAUAAAAAUGAGCACAAGGAAGUAA
This is a messenger RNA of Arvicola amphibius (Eurasian water vole), 2191 nucleotides long. Its product is annotated as cytochrome P450 2B1-like. Gene Ontology annotation, biological process: xenobiotic metabolic process. Gene Ontology annotation, cellular component: cytoplasm; intracellular membrane-bounded organelle. The coding region runs from base 59 to 1534 and encodes 491 amino acids. Gene Ontology annotation, molecular function: heme binding; iron ion binding; oxidoreductase activity, acting on paired donors, with incorporation or reduction of molecular oxygen, reduced flavin or flavoprotein as one donor, and incorporation of one atom of oxygen. The transcript is spliced from 9 exons. The record is from RefSeq and is a predicted model, not a curated record. Lineage: Eukaryota; Metazoa; Chordata; Mammalia; Rodentia; Cricetidae.